UUUUGUUGAAUUUCACUCUGCCAAUCCCGAGUUAUUCACCCCUGAAAAAUAAUCAUUUUGCAUUCUUCUUCCCUACGUGAAUUAUUUUGGUUCAGCGACUUUUAUUGAUAACUCGACAACCGCAGAGUCAAAUCCCACGAUUUUUCUUUCAUUUGCAAGGUAUUUUCAUAGUCUUCAAAAUGAGAGGUGACUCGUCGAAAUCGUAUCGUUAAGUCAAGAGAUAUUGAUGAAUGAAUACAACACGUUUUACAAAUCAAUACAAGUGUUAUGUUUUUCUGGAUUAAUUGUCAAUAUGUGAAUGCAAUGACACGAACCUCGAUCUUGGAAGCUGAAAGCAACGUCAUUCGUGGUUGGAAUACAGAGAUCCUCAGUUAUCUGGUCCGCCUGCGGCAGACUAGGCCUCGGUGGCAGGUUCUUCCUCUUAUUUCCGAACAUAUUCACUCCAACUAUUUCUUCCUUUCGACAAAUAAUUAUUAUUCGCGUGGGAAUAUGUCACCGACUGACAAUUCCCCCUCCACCGACCCUCCCACAACAUGUCAACAUAACCUAGCUCGUGAAGGACGCUAAACACUGCUCACGUCCCAAAAAAUCAUCGGAAUGUUCUACCACAUCUCUUUGGAACACGAGAUCCUCCUCCAUCCGAGGUACUUUGGGCCCCAAUUGCUGGACACUGUCAAGCAGAAACUGUACACAGAGGUCGAGGGCACGUGCACUGGGAAGUACGGAUUCGUCGUGGCUGUGACGACGAUCGACAACAUCGGGGCUGGCAUCAUCCAGCCUGGCCAGGGCUUCGUCGUUUAUCCUGUCAAGUACAAGGCUAUUGUCUUCAGACCGUUCAAGGGGGAAGUGCUUGACGCCAUCGUCACACAGGUUAACAAAGUAGGAAUGUUUGCGGAAAUUGGACCCCUCUCCUGCUUCAUCUCUCACCACUCAAUUCCGGCUGACAUGCAAUUUUGUCCAAACGUCAGUCCCCCCUGCUACAAAUCUAAGGAAGAGGAUGUUGUCAUUCAAGCGGACGAUGAGAUCCGGUUGAAAAUCGUUGGCACACGUGUCGAUGCCACUGGAAUCUUCGCGAUUGGAACACUCAUGGACGACUACUUGGGAUUGAACUGCGAAUAAUUUUCACCUCCACCCUCAUGUGUAUAUAAAUCAAAUUGACUUUUAUUCAUAAAAUCAACAAACACGUAAAGCUCCAACUAUUCGCUUAAACUCUAGACACGAGAGACUGGAGAAAGUUUGCUGAUUACUUCUUACCAAUGAUCGAGAGCAACAUUUUUCACGUUUUGUAAUCAUAAAUAAAUAUGCAUAAGUGGAAUUAA
Diachasma alloeum is the source of this 1319-nucleotide messenger RNA. It is a transcript of the gene Rpb7, whose product is annotated as DNA-directed RNA polymerase II subunit RPB7. Bases 598 to 1119 code for a protein of 173 amino acids. Lineage: Eukaryota; Metazoa; Arthropoda; Insecta; Hymenoptera; Braconidae. Gene Ontology annotation, biological process: DNA-templated transcription; positive regulation of nuclear-transcribed mRNA poly(A) tail shortening; positive regulation of translational initiation. Gene Ontology annotation, molecular function: single-stranded DNA binding; translation initiation factor binding; single-stranded RNA binding. The transcript is spliced from 6 exons. The record is from RefSeq and is a predicted model, not a curated record. Gene Ontology annotation, cellular component: P-body; RNA polymerase II, core complex.